UGUUAUGGAUGGAUGCUUCUGGUGAUGUGGAAAGACUAAAACAACCUGAAGAAACAUGGAGACGUGAAGAUGCUUAAAGACAAAAGUUUGACCAUAGAAAUUCAUUUUUAGAAAUGUGUUAAAUGACAAAUAACAAAAUAUGAGCCAAUAUGCGAGCCUGACUUUGAACAACUUCACUCACAUGAGUGAAAGUAAACAUUUCUACCACUCCAGGCUAUUUUAACUCCUAAAAUAGCCUAGCAAAAAUAAAAAGUGCAACCAUGCUGAAGAGAUGGCUUGUGGCCAUGAUGGCCCGUACAAAACUUCUGAUUAUGGUUGCAUUCUGCUUUACACUAUUCCUGUAUAACCCAGACUGCAGAACUCGUGGAAAUCAACACCAACAAAUUUUGCUCAAAAAGACCAUGGAUGAUAUGAAAUAUCAAGCUUUGCUGCAAGAACGUGAGGAGCAACAUCAUCACUAUACUGCAAGCCUAAGAAAGCAGAUUUUCCAUUUGAAAUAUGCUCUCAGAGAGAAACGACUUCUACAGAAGGAGGAAACACACAAUAGUCAUUCAGAACUUGAGGUGUUCCUUCACAAGCAACUACAUCGUAUGAAAAGUCAGGUUGGCGUGACUAUACCAAAUGAGUUUGCUGCAGUGCCAUAUGAGAGCUUUACACUUCACAAUGUCUAUCAGCUUGACACCGGGCUCACAAAGCAUCUGCGAAAAACUCUUCGAAGGGAUAUGGCUGGGGCAUUAGAAGCAGCUCUGCAUAUCCUUAAUGGUCCUAAGGAUAAGGAUGACCCUCGAUUUCGUAAGACAUACUCACCGCAUGACUUCUUUGAGGGAAUUUUUCAUUCUGAAAGAGAUAAAGGAUCUCUAUAUGAUCUCACAUUCAGAGACAAUACUUCUCUGGACUUCAGGAGGCUGGAGCUCUUUCGGCCAUUUGCACCUCUGCAAAAUGUGAAGGAAGAAAUAAUCGACACAUCCAGGAUGCUAAUAAAUAUAAUUGUGCCAUUGGCCACGAGGGUUGACACAUUUCAACAAUUCAUGAACAAUUUUAGGGAAAUUUGUGUUAAGGAUGAAAGGAUCCAUCUUACUGUAGUGAAUUUUGGAACAGAGAAGAUAAAUCAAGUAAGAAGAAUUAUAGAAACUGCUGCAAGGAGAGUGAGAUCAAGGAAUUUCACUUUAAUCCACCUCGAUGAGAAGUUUACCAGAGGACGAGCUUUGAACAUAGGAGCUCGAGCUUGGAAGAAAAGCAAUGUCCUCCUAUUUUUCUGUGAUGUCGAUGUCCACUUUACUGUUGAUUUCCUAAACUCGUGCCGCAUUAACUCCCAACCUGGUAAAAGAGUCUUCUACCCCAUACCUUUUAAGAAGUACAACCCAGAUGUAAUUUAUGGUGACCAUACACCCACUCUUGAAAAACAGCAGGUAAUAAAUAAAAGCACUGGAUUCUGGAGAGAGUUAGGCUUUGGAAUAACAUGCCAGUAUUUGUCAGAUUUCAUCAACAUAGGAGGUUUUGAUGUAACUAACAAAUAUACGGGAGAAGAAGAUUUGCACCUGUACAGAAAAUACCUGCACAGCAAUCUCAUGGUAGUGCGUGCACCUUCACGAGAACUCUUCCAUAUGUGGCAUAAGACACCUUGUGCAGAAAACCUACCAACAGAAUCAUUUAAUGAGUGCAUACAGACUAGAGCCAUGAAUGAGGCCUCUCACAGUCAGAUGGGAAAACUGUUCUUUCACCAACAAAUAGAUAAUCAUCUACACAAAUACAAUCAAACAGAAACUCAGUGAUAGUGCAGAAGACAUUACACAUACAUGAGGGAAAUAUUUUGUGCCAUAAACACUUUAAUAAUGCAAGUCUUGUUUGUUAUUUAUUUGUAUGCGUUGAUAAGCUUUAUAAGUUUUCGACCCAACGAGGACCCAGAACAGAGCAAUCUGGAGACAAAAGAUUAGGAGAGCCGACCCCAAGUAGAUAUGGGAAAAGGCCUGACAAAGAAGAAGAUAAGCUUUAUUAGUUUUAAGUAACUAGUUCAGUUAUCCCAGACACAGGUAAAAUCCAUAAUGUGACUACACCCUUCAUGUUCUCAUAAUGCUCACUAUAUGUAUGUAUGUAUAUACUGUAUAUUAAUCCAGUUUCUGUAUGGCUAAGGGCUGAACAUGUGUAAAAUUAUCCUAUGAAGACAAUGUAUUUAAUUUUGUUUUACUUGUACAACAUUCUGGUCAGGUUUAUGCAUGAUUUUUCACUUUUCCUCCAUUUCACACACAGAAAUGCACUGAUCACUACUUCAAGAAUGAUGUUGGUCUUAUUAAAAAAAAAAAAAAAGAAGAAUUACCCUUUGUACAAUUUUGCUUAUUCAAUAUAGUCAACAUUGUAUUUCCAGUCUAUGACUUUAUUUUUAUUCUUAUAUGGAUGUACUGUUGUAGAAUAUUAGUUUUAUUUUAAUUAUUAUUUCUCAUAUGUGUUUGAAGCAUCAUAGAUUUUUAUGUGUUCAUGAUAGCUUUAGAAGGCCUCAGUAUGUUCAUAUAGUGGUAAGUUCCAUAUCACUCUCUCUCUCUCAGCAGCAUCGCUGAUCCGAGGCUGGUAUCAGCGAAAUCUUAUUAUUUGCGUACAGGAGAGAUAAUGGAAUGUGUUGCUAAGGGACUUGGGCAGUUUAUCUAUAAGUUGACCUUGGUUCACAAGCACAGGAGGGCUUUUAGGGAAGGUUGGAGUCGGGGAGAUUGGAAGUUGAGAGUGAGACCUAGGUACAAGAACGGAACAUCUGUAUGUUUAUUGAAUCUUCAAUAAAGAGACACAUUUCCAUCUU
This is a messenger RNA of Ictalurus punctatus (channel catfish), 2785 nucleotides long. It is a transcript of the gene csgalnact1b, whose product is annotated as chondroitin sulfate N-acetylgalactosaminyltransferase 1b. Gene Ontology annotation, molecular function: glucuronosyl-N-acetylgalactosaminyl-proteoglycan 4-beta-N-acetylgalactosaminyltransferase activity. The coding region runs from base 261 to 1772 and encodes 503 amino acids. NCBI's taxonomy places the organism in Eukaryota, Metazoa, Chordata, Actinopteri, Siluriformes, Ictaluridae. Gene Ontology annotation, cellular component: Golgi cisterna membrane. The record is from RefSeq and is a predicted model, not a curated record. The transcript has 7 exons.